AUGCAAGUGAUUUUCAAAGAUUUCAAGAAGGAGAAGAUCCCGUUGGAGGUGGAGCUGAGCGACUCGGUGCUGUCUGCCAAGGAGAAGCUGGCGUCCUUGAAAGAGUGCGAAGCGUCACAGGUGAAGUUUGUGUACUCGGGCAAAGUGCUCCAGGACGACAAGACGUUUGAGAACUUCAAGAUCAAGGAGAACGACCAGGUGAUAUUCAUGAUCUCGAAACCUAAGAAGACUGCUGCGGCGCCAGAGCCUGCUGCAAAAGAGCAGGCCAGCCCUGCUGGAGCAGCAGCUCCGGUGGCGGAACCUGCCCAGCCAGCGCAAGAGGGCGCCUCCGCAACGCCCGCUGCGUUCGACGCCUCCACGUUUGCCUCCGGAAGCGUCAGGGAGACAGCAAUCCAGAACAUCACGGCAAUGGGCUUCGAAAGACCUCAGGUGGAGCAGGCCCUCACGGCAGCUUUCAACAACCCAGAUAGAGCAGUGGAAUAUCUACUUUCGGGCAUUCCUCAGCGGACGGCCGAGCCACCGGCCGCGUCGCAGGGCGGAGAGCCACAAACAGAGGGCCAGCCCGCUGCAGAAGACGCCAAUGCCAGCCCUAACCCAGACAACCUGUUCGAGGCAGCUGCCGCGGCAGGGUCACAGGGACAGGACACUGACCAGCAGCAGGAGGGCGACUUCAUGGGCUCGUUGCGCGAGAUUCUACAACAGCAGCCCGAGAUGGCCGAAGCCGUGCUGCAACAGCUGGCGGCCUCGAACCCGCAACUGGCCGAGAUCGUGCAGUCGAACCCAGAGGCCUUCAUGAGAUACAUCACCGACGGAGACCAGAACGCCCUGGCCCAGGCUUUGGGGGUUCCUCCAGAAUACAUGGAGGGUGUCGAGGGAGAGGGCGAGCUGCCUGAAGGGGCUGCCAGAAUUCAGAUUACGCAGGAAGAAAACGAGGCCAUCAACAGGCUUUGCGAGCUGGGCUUUGAAAGAGACCUUGUGAUCCAGGUGUACUUUGCUUGCGACAAAAACGAGGAGAUGACGGCCAAUUUGCUUUUCAGCGACCACGCUGAAUGA
Molecule: messenger RNA, 1053 nt
Organism: Ogataea angusta
Lineage: Eukaryota; Fungi; Ascomycota; Pichiomycetes; Pichiales; Pichiaceae
Exons: 1
Coding region: 1-1053 (350 amino acids)
Biological process (GO): nucleotide-excision repair; proteasome-mediated ubiquitin-dependent protein catabolic process
Cellular component (GO): nucleoplasm; cytosol
Molecular function (GO): damaged DNA binding; ubiquitin binding; polyubiquitin modification-dependent protein binding
Source: RefSeq, a predicted model, not a curated record